AUGCUGAGUCGCAUUAUGGAAGGGCUCACUCAGCCUCCGCAGAUUACCUCUAAUGUUCCCCAGUCCCUAGGGCUCCUGCUGGCCCUGUCAAUGGGACCACUUCCACUGAUUGGUGAGCAUAUCAUCGCUGUGUACCUUGCUCUGCAGCUUGUAUGGUGGCUGCUGCUGUGGAACCGCUCGGUACGCGCUGUCGAAUCACAGUCAACGCGUCGCCAGCUCGAAGAGAAGGCGAAGGAAGCGUGGCUGAAGUGGAUGGACGUGUUGCGCUUUGGUGUCGCGGAGCUGGUCUGCCACCAUCUCCUGCGCUUUGAGGUCGGUGGACAAGUCUGCCUGCUUUACUGCAGCGCCGCUGUGCUGCGCGUCGUGGCGAAGCCGUUCUUUUACGUUGUGGUUCGCCUGUUCGCUGAACCGCAGUGGGCCAGCCAGGUAACCGGGUACGACCCUGCGUCUCUUCUGGAAUCCAUAGGCUGGGGUGAAAAGACGGAAUUCACCAGCGGUCCUGCGUGGAAGCAGCACGGACAGGCCGGUGGCGCUGGUGCAAAGGCAACAUCGGCGCAGAUGCGGGUGUCGAGUCUGGCGCCGACGCAGAGCGCAGAUAGUGCGAAGAACAACAAUAGUCGCUGCAAAGUGCUGGACGAGGGGCUGCACUUUAACCGCACUGCCCGUGGGUGCCUGCUGCAGUUGUCCGAGUGA
Molecule: messenger RNA, 693 nt
Organism: Leishmania braziliensis MHOM/BR/75/M2904
Lineage: Eukaryota; Euglenozoa; Kinetoplastea; Trypanosomatida; Trypanosomatidae
Exons: 1
Coding region: 1-693 (230 amino acids)
Source: RefSeq, a predicted model, not a curated record